CAUCGCGUCUCUUUCCUCACCCAAUUUUUUCUUGCCCAACCCACAAAAAUUUGUCAACAAGACCCACUCCCCUUCGAAACUCACCAACCCACAAGUUAAAGCUAUCUCCCUCCUCUCACGCCAAUCCAAAAGAAUCCAGCCAAAUUCCUGACCAAAACCCAGUUUCUCAUCCAUCAUUCGUUUAUUUAUGCGCAUACUUCCGUAUGCAUGUAUAUGACUUACCACAAAUGUACGCGCAUUUAAAAAGCUCAAGCGGCUGCGUUUUCUCCACCCCCACCCUUCUCUCUUUUUCCACUGGAAAACGACCCCACUGGAGCGCACUCCCAUUAAAGAUCCCCCCUCUCUCCUUCUCCCGCUAAUCUCGCUACAGAGAUCUACCAUGUAUAAAAAAGCAAGCGAGCAUUUUGUUUCCAGGGGAAUAAAGCUAUAAAGAUCUCACCUUUGCUUGAUUUUCUUCUUCUUUUUUUGCCUUUUUUUUUGGGCCAAUUUCUGCUUGCCUUCUGAUCUGGAUCUGACGCUUCUACCGUUUUUACCCAGUUCCUUCAUCUGGGUAUUCGUCAAAAUCACUCCUUUCUUUGGCUCCCUGAUCCGGGUCUCUUCGAAAUUUCAAUCUUUAGUUCGGUCUCUGUCCCAAUUUUUGAUCUGGGUGUUUUUUUUUUCUUUCUAUGAGCGGCGAGUUAGGGCGCUAAUGGGGUGCGCCACGUCGAAAAAGGCUGUCCUGGUGACUCCGGCAUUGGAUUCUUCGGGAAUUUUGAGGGACAACAAUGCGUCAGACACGGUCUCGACGACUUCAUCGAGGCGUAGGGCUGGAUCGAGACACCGGGAGGAGGAAGAGGUGAACCGAUGCGAGUCGAGUGGCGAACUGGGGAAGUUGAGCCUGAAGAGUGCCAGCUCAAUGAGUGUUAGAUUGGGGAAUCUGCACAAGUACAUUGAAGGCGAGCAGGUUGCGGCCGGAUGGCCUGCUUGGCUCAGUGCCGUUGCUGGGGAGGCUAUUCAAGGUUGGGUGCCCCUCAAAGCCGACUCCUUUGAGAAAUUGGAGAAGAUUGGGCAAGGCACGUAUAGUAGUGUAUUCAGAGCUCGAGAUCUUGACACUGGGAAGAUAGUUGCAUUGAAGAAAGUGCGGUUUGACAACUUCGAGCCUGAGAGUGUUAGGUUUAUGGCCCGAGAGAUUCAGAUACUUCGGAGGCUCGACCAUCCAAAUGUUAUUAAAUUGGAGGGAUUAAUUACUUCACGAUUAUCUUGUAGUAUUUAUCUCGUCUUCGAAUAUAUGGAACAUGAUCUCGCUGGAUUGUCAUCUAGCCCUGACAUCAGCUUCAGUGAAUCACAGGUUAAGUGUUAUAUGCAUCAGUUACUCUCUGGACUUGAACAUUGCCAUUCACGAGGUGUCAUUCACCGUGAUAUCAAGGGGGCUAACCUUCUGGUGAACAAUGAAGGAAUCCUUAAAAUGGCUGAUUUUGGCCUAGCAAAUUUCUGGAGUCCUGGGCAUAAGCAACCGCUAACUAGCCGUGUUGUGACUCUUUGGUAUCGUCCACCUGAACUUCUUUUAGGUUCAACAAAUUAUGAAGCAAGUGUUGACUUGUGGAGUGUUGGAUGUGUAUUUGCCGAAUUGUUACUUAAAAAGCCCAUCUUACAGGGACGAACUGAGGUUGAACAAUUGCAUAAAAUUUUUAAGCUCUGUGGUUCCCCAGCAGAAGAAUACUGGAAGAAGUCUAAGCUGCCACAUGCAACAAUAUUUAAACCCCAUCGGCCCUAUGAAAGUUGCCUUCAAGAGACAUUCAAAAGUUUACCAUUAAGCACUUUUAGUCUACUGGAAACUUUGCUGUCAGUUGAGCCUUACAAGCGAGGCACUGCAUCAACUGCUCUUGCAUCUGGAUACUUCACAACAAAGCCUUAUGCAUGUGAACCUUCAAGCUUGCCUAAGUACCCACCUAACAAGGAGAUAGAUGCAAAAAGUCGUGAAGAAUCACGGAGGAAAAGAAGUUCAAGAACUUCUGCUAGAGUAAAUGGGUCAGAUGCAACAAGAAGAUCAUCAAAAACAUAUAGACCUCCACAAGAGGCAAAUGAAACAAAUAGAUUAGCAGCUCGCCCUGAGGAGUCAAUCCAUUCUCAUGGCUUGAAUAGAUAUCGAAAGCCAGAUCAACCUAGAGGAAAUGGUGACCUACAGCCUUUGCCAUCAAUUAAUCCAGCAGAUGAUAGUCAAGAAACAAAGCACGAUUCUAAAGAAGACGUGAAUUUCUCAGAUCCAUUACGUGUUAAUGCUUCCAGUGGCUUUGCAUGGGUGAAGAAACAGAAAGACGAGCAUUCGGUCAUUAGAUCUCACAGUAAAUCUAGUUCAAGAAGCCAUGGUUCUUUUGGCAGCUUAGAUCCUUCAAAUAUUAUCCAAGCUAAAAAUGGUCCCCGGUCUAAAGGGCAAACAAAUAAAGAAGUUGGAGAUGAGGCUCAUGUUGUUUCCAAAGUCCAUGAACAUUAUGAGAUCGCCAAGCAAGCUAUGCUGAAGAAGUGGGCACAGUUGGAAAAUCAAGACUCAUUUAAUUCUUCUGAACUAUUUCAUUCUCAAGAUUUCUCUAGAGGACUUUAUAAGGGAGAUGUAGUAUCUUCAAGGCGCGAUGAUUUGAGCUACCAAGAUCAAGCCGAUAGAGUUGAGUUUUCUGGGCCUCUAUUAUCUCAAUCUCACAAGGUAGAUGAACUUCUUCAGAAGCAUGAACGGCACAUCCGACAUGCAGUUCGUAGAUCAUGGUUUCAAAGAGCUGCAGGAAGAAAGCAAAGGAAGUAGAAUCCAAACUCUUUCCAUCCAUCGGAACAGAAUCCCAUAGGUGCUUAUCAUGCUGGUAACUCUGAGUUAGACGGCCUAAUAGCUUUGACAGAGAUUUCAAUGGAAUAAUAAUCAAAAUGAUUUGCGAAGGCUGAUGCACUCUAAAAUUGUCCUGCUGAUAAAGCUGAAAGUACAGCGCUGCAGAGGACUUCGCAUAAUUCAGUUUCGCUGUUUGCUGAAACAGUGCGCUCUCUUGACUUCUGAAAGUGUAGAGGCGCUUGGGUGCUUGUGGAGAAGUCUCAGAGAUGCCAAAAUUCUGUAAAGAAAUUAUGUAUAUAUUUCAAUUUUUUCUUUGAGUUUAUACAAUCAGUGGAUAUCGUGAGUGUACAGAUUAAUAUCUAAAUGGGUAUUCCAUUUCAAACUUUCUUUAGUUAA
Asparagus officinalis (garden asparagus) is the source of this 3187-nucleotide messenger RNA. RefSeq names its product probable serine/threonine-protein kinase At1g54610. NCBI's taxonomy places the organism in Eukaryota, Viridiplantae, Streptophyta, Magnoliopsida, Asparagales, Asparagaceae. Gene Ontology annotation, cellular component: cyclin-dependent protein kinase holoenzyme complex; nucleus. The record is from RefSeq and is a predicted model, not a curated record. The transcript has 9 exons. The coding region runs from base 689 to 2773 and encodes 694 amino acids. Gene Ontology annotation, molecular function: ATP binding; RNA polymerase II CTD heptapeptide repeat kinase activity; cyclin-dependent protein serine/threonine kinase activity. Gene Ontology annotation, biological process: protein phosphorylation; positive regulation of transcription elongation by RNA polymerase II.